AUGGGCUUAGAGAGAACGCUGGAAAAUGACAUCGAAGCACUCGAGGCCAAAGAUCGCCAUGAUGCAUGUUCAUCAGAACAUGGACCUAUCAUUCAGAAGACAGAUGCUCCCGUAGAGACUACAAAGCCAAGCAAUGGACGCCCACCGCACAGGUCAGGGACUGGCGCCUCUGCAUUUGGCGAUCAUUUCAGUGUCACCAACAAUGGCGAACUCAGCUGGUACAUUGCUUCAUUUGCCCUCAUCACCGGAACGUUCAUCCUCGUCGCCGGUCGGUUAGGGGACAUGUACGGCUUAAAACGAAUAUUAAUCAUUGGCUUCUUGAUCUAUGGCCUGUGGUCGCUGAUUGCUGGGGCUUGGUAUUUUCUUCGAUCGAUUGACAAGUUGUUUGUCGUUGCUCGUGCACUCCAGGGAAUCGGCGCAUCUCUGCUUCUCCCCAAUGCUGUUGCUAUUCUUGGGCGGACUUACCCACCCGGAAUGCGGAAGAGCAUGGUUAUGAGCCUCUUCGGAGCCUUUGCCCCUGGUGGCUAUAUCCUUGGCUUCUUGUUUUCUUCGAUCUUUGCCCAGUUCACCAUAUGGGUUUGGGCCUACUUCGCUAUGGCCAUUGCCUGUGCUGUUCUUGCCACGAUGGCACACUUCGUCAUCCCCGCAUCUCCACCAAAACCGAAUAUCGAUCGUACUUUUGACUGGCUCGGCUUUGGUUUGGGUUUUGCUGGGCUGGUUCUUUUCAAUGUUGCCUGGAAUCAAGGUCCAACUGUAGGCUGGCCAACUCCCUACGUCUAUGUCCUUCUCAUCCUAGGCGUCCUCGCAUUUGUAGCAUUCGUCAUAGUGGAGAUUCGGACUGAAAGACCCCUUGUUCCUGUUCAGCAACUUAACUUACACAUCGCAUUUCAAUUUCUUGAGGAGCUAAGAGGCGUCACCCCAUUAUUAGCAACAGCGCAAAACACUCCUUCCGCCAUAUCUGGGUUUGUUGCAUCUGUGACCACUGGUAUUCUUAUUGGAAAGAUUGGUGUUCCUCCAAUCAUGAUUCUCGCCAUGUUGGCUUUCUUGAUUUCAAACAUCCUUGUUGCGACGAUGCCGGGUAUGGACAUGUCGUUCCCCGCCGCGGUUAUCAUGCUUUCCGCCGCUGUUCCGCCUGAGCAUCAGGGCAUUGCUGCCAGUUUAGCCCUAACAACAACCAACUACGCGAUGAGUAUCGGACUUGGUAUUGCUGGCACUGCUGUUAGUAGCCUCAGUGAUGGUUCAGACUUGCUUGCCGAUUGUCGUCAUGCGUGGUACAUGGGCAUCGGGCUCAGUGGCCUCGGCAUGGUCAUUUCCAUGAUAUCUUUGCUUUACGAGCGACGACACCCAACACUGAAGCCCCAUUAG
Molecule: messenger RNA, 1365 nt
Organism: Talaromyces rugulosus
Lineage: Eukaryota; Fungi; Ascomycota; Eurotiomycetes; Eurotiales; Trichocomaceae
Exons: 4
Coding region: 1-1365 (454 amino acids)
Biological process (GO): transmembrane transport
Cellular component (GO): membrane
Molecular function (GO): transmembrane transporter activity
Source: RefSeq, a predicted model, not a curated record